AUGAAGAUUCAGCGCGAAACAUGCGGUAAACAACAAGUCAGGCAUCGCGGGGCUUCCGGGUGGUCACUGAACAUACCCAGUUAUUCCAGUCCGCUAAUGGAGCGUAGGUGCGUAUCCACCUCGUGCAGGAUGGGGAUCAUGGACCGAGGACCACUGUUGCUGGAAGGCUGA
Colletotrichum destructivum is the source of this 171-nucleotide messenger RNA. RefSeq lists its product as uncharacterized. Bases 1 to 171 code for a protein of 56 amino acids. The record is from RefSeq and is a predicted model, not a curated record. The transcript has a single exon. NCBI's taxonomy places the organism in Eukaryota, Fungi, Ascomycota, Sordariomycetes, Glomerellales, Glomerellaceae.